Molecule: messenger RNA, 756 nt
Organism: Ctenocephalides felis (cat flea)
Lineage: Eukaryota; Metazoa; Arthropoda; Insecta; Siphonaptera; Pulicidae
Exons: 1
Coding region: 1-756 (251 amino acids)
Molecular function (GO): nucleic acid binding
Source: RefSeq, a predicted model, not a curated record
AUGCGUCGUUUAGAUAGGGGCUCCAGGCGUUUAGGAUCAUUGUCAGUUGGCGAGUUGAAGAGGGCCUCUAGGCGCAUUAUUUAUUUAGCUCCAAGAGAGGUUUUUGGCAAUUUGACUGAACAGUUAAGUUCUGGUAACCAACUUGACACCAACUUCAGCAAGCUGAAAUCAUUAAAUCCUUUUGUGGAUGCCGAAGGCUUGCUUAGAGUAGGUGGAAGAUUGGAAAACGCAGACAUAAGUUAUGACCAGAAACAUCCCAUUAUAUUGCCCAAAAACCAUUUAGUGACUGACCUUCUGACUCGCACGGAACAUGAGAGGUUAUUUCAUGCUGGCACACAAACAACAUUGGCGAACAUAAGACUGAGGUAUUGGCCUAUUGACGGACGAAACACAAUAAAACGAAUCAUUCAUGGGUGUGUGAAAUGCGCUAGAUUCAGAGCAGCCUGUACUGAACAAUUGAUGGAAAGCUUGCCUAAGGAUAGGGUCACUGCCUAUCGACCUUUUCAGGUGGUAGGUGUUGUUUUGCAGGUCCAAUUGAAUGAAUUAAGGUCCAGUAGAUUAAGAAAGGCUCCGCGCAUUAAGGCAUAUAUUUGUUUGUUCGCCUGUAUGGCUACUGAGGCAAUUCAUUUUGAGUUAGCAACGAGUCUUUCUACAGAAGCCUUCAUGUCAGCUUUGCGGCGCUUUAUUGCACGACGUGGUUGUUACUCCGUGAUCCAUAGUGACAAUGGGAGAAACUUUGUUGGUGCCAAAAAUUAG